AUGGAGGAUAUGGAGUUGGUGGAUCCACCAACUAUCGGCGGAAAGUUUACUUGGUUUAAUAGCAACGGAAAAGCCAUGAGUAGAAUUGACAGGAUCUUGCUUUCGAAAAGUCUAAUGGUGGAUUGGAAAGUGGGAGCUCAAGUCAUAGGAGGGAGAGAUUUGUCCGAUCACGCCCCUAUAUGGAUAAAGGACAAUAGGAAAGACUGGGGGCCUAAACCUUUCAAGUUCAACAAUAAUUGGUUGAGAUAUAAAGAUUUUAAUAACUUUGUGGAGAAGGAGUGGAGUACUAUUAAAGUGAAAGGGAGAGGCGAUUUUUGCUUGGUGGAAAAGUUGAAAGUGUUGAAAGGAAGGCUUUCUUGGUGGAAUAAAGUGGUGUACGGAUGGAUAGAUCUUAAAAUCAACAACGCUAGCAAGGAGAUCCACGAUUUAGAUAACGAGUUUGUUUUUUUUGCAGGUAACGUACCGGAUGAUGUGGUCCAAAAAAGGGCCAAAGAGGUGGAAGUCUUUUGGGAGAAUCUCAACAAGAAGGAAGGUUUGCUUCGGCUAAAAUCUAGGCAAACUUGGUUGUUGGAAGGGGAUAGCAAUUCUCGAUUCUUCCAUAGAUCGUUGAGAUGUAGGAAGGGGAGGAACUCUUUGUGUUCCCUAGAGUCCGAUAGGGGGAGAUUGGACGAUGUGGACAACAUUAAAAGUUGCGUUUUCGAUAAUUUUUGCGGUUUCUUCAAAGAGGGAGUGGGAGAGAGACCGGUUCCCCUUGAUCUAGGUACCGGCAAGUUGUCCACUAUGGAUAGGGAGUUGUUGGAAGCUCCGUUCCUUGAGACGGAGGUGAAGGAGGCUAUAUGGGCGUGUGAUGGGAAUAAGAGUCCGGGGCCGAAUGGUUUCACGUUGGAGUUCUUCAAGUCUUUUUGGAGCUUGCUUAAGGAAGACUUAAUGAGAUUCUUCUUGGAUUUCCACUCCAAAGGAAAGUUAGUGAAGUCCAUCAAAUCUUCUUUUAUUGCUCUUAUACCAAAAUCAAACAAUCCCCAAGACUUAAGCGAGUACCGCCCCAUUUGCUUGGUCGGGAGUCUCUAUAAGAUUGUCUCUAAAGUGAUGGCCGCUAGAUUAAAGUUGGUGAUCGGUAAUUUGGUGUCCCCUAACCAAACCGCUUUUGUGCCAGGAAGAAACAUGAUGGACGGCGUGGUGUUGGUGAACGAAAUAAUUGAUUGGUCUAGAAGAUUCAAGAAGAGUUGUUUUUUCCUAAAGAUGGAUUUUGAAAAGGCCUGCGAUUCCGUUUCUUGGGACUAUCUUAGACUUGUGUUAAGGUCCAUGGGAUUCGGGGAGAAGUGGCAAUUGUGGAUGGAAGCUUGUGUGUUCGAUAGCUUUAUGUCCGUGCUUGUGAAUGGUAUCCCUUCUAAAGAAUUUCUGGUCCAUAAGGGAUUGAGACAAGGUGAUCCUAUCUCCCCGUUUCUCUUUGUUUUAGCCAUGGAAGGUCUAACGGCUCUUGUAAGGAAAUCGGCGAUUAUGGGGGACUAUCAUCCGUUUAAGUUUGGGGAAGAGGAGUGUGUGGAUAUUCUACAAUUCAUGGACGAUACCAUUAUCAUCGGAGAGCCUACUAGCGACAACCUUUGGAGUUUGAAAGUUGUGUUAAGAGGUUUCGAAUUGGUAUCGGGUUUGAAAAUCAACUUCUCUAAAAGUAACGUGUAUGGGGUUAAUGUAGGAGAGUGGUUCUUGAAUACAGCUACUCACUUCCUUGGUUGUAAAAGGGGAGAGAUCCCCUUCACUUUCCUUGGAAUAAGCGUGGGUGACAAUCAUAGUAGGAGGAAAGUUUGGACGAGAGUUGUGAACAAAAUCAAAAGUAGACUCUCUUUGUGGAAAAGGAAAUUCAUCUCCGUCGGAGGUAGAGUGACGCUUAUCAAUGCGGUCCUUAAUGCUAUUCCCACAUUCUUAUUAUCUUUCUACAAAGCUCUGGGUGUGGUCUUGAAGGAAAUUAGAGGGAUCAUUAGUAAGUUUCUUUGGGGAGGCAACAAGAAUUCUAGGUGUAUCCAUUGGGUCGAUUGGAAAAAGGUUUGCAAACCAAAGGACAAAGGAGGCCUCGGUAUUAGAGACGUCGGUGAAAUCAACAACGCUCUUCUCCUUAAGUGGAAGUGGAGAAUACUUACGGAGGAUAGUGCAAUUUGGCGUAAAUUCUUGGAGGCAAGAUAUGGCGUUCCAAAGUUGAAGGUGCAAGGUUAUGUCGAAGGAGGACGGAAACAUAAAGAAUCUAAGUGGUGGAGGGACAUUCUAGCAAACGACAUACAGUCGGGGUUAGGGGACGAGGGCUUCCCGUGUCAUAUUUGUUGCAUUGCGGACAACGGAAAGAAUGUUUUAUUUUGGACUAGCAAGUGGUGGGGGGACAAUUCCUUCCAAGUGUUAUUUCCGGAUUUGUUCACUGUAUCCACAAAUACUUUUGUCACUGUUUUUGCUGCUGUUAAUAGGCUGGAUGGUGAUGCUGUUUGGUGCCCGAUCGUCAUUUUUGGAUCGGAGGAAAAGGCUCUCUUAGUCACUUCCAGCACUGAGUUGGGUGCUCAGUGGCAGCAGCUCAUUUCGCUGCUGGCGUCUGUCCGGUUCAGCAAUAGCACUGAGGACAGUUUCGAAUGGAUUCCAAAUCUAGACGGGCUGUUUUCGGUGGCCUCAGUGGCGUGCUUGACUGCUGCGCGGAAGAACAAUGCAUGGCAGCCUGAAGUGAUUGAAAGGUUGAAGAUUGUGUGGAGUUUGUCGUUCCCUUUAAGGAUUCAAAUUUUUGCGUGGAGAUUCUUUACUUCAAGGAUUCCCACUAUUGAUGCAUUGAUUUAUAGAGGAGUGGAUAAUAUCUCUAGCUUGUCGUGUGUUUUUUGCGGGAAUGAACCAGAAUCAUUGUCCCAUAUUUUCUUUUCCUGUAAUGUUUCACUGAAAGCGUGGGAGAAGAUCUAUGGGUGGCUAGGGGAAGAUGUUUUGUUCAACUUUGAAGAGUUCAUGUCGUUUGAUGCAAUCCAAGAGAAGACGAAGGGGGUUGCCUCCAAGUCGAAGAUCAAUUCGAUUUGGAUGGCUUUGAUUUGGAGUGUUUGGAUAAUGCGCAAUUCCAUUAUCUUCGAUCAAGCAUCCUACUGUUUUGAUACGGUGGUCUACAAUGAUUCCCCUGAUUCAAGAUCAAGCCGUGGUAGAACUUCCGUUGUUCCUUUUACCUACUUUUCACGCAAAAUGCCUUGCGGAGACGGUGUUGGUGGUUCUGGAUCUUUACCAGAAAAGGAAGGUGGAGAAGGUGUUGGUGGUGAUGGAUCUUUUCAAGAACCAUCAGAAAAGGAUUCUGGUGGUGAAUACAAAGUUUUACCUAGUUCAUCAACUGAGUAUAGGUUGUUUUCGGAAGUAGUUCGCAGUGGAAAAUGUGCAACAAUCGCUCUCUUUCCAUCUCUUUCCAACAACAUUGCAAUAGUGAAAAUGGAUUCCCCUGAUUCAAGAUCAAGCCGUGGUAGAACUUCUGUUGUUCCUUUUACCUACUUUUCAAGCAAAAUGCCUUGCGGAGACGGUGUUGGUGGUUCUGGAUCUUUACCAGAAAAGGAAGGUGGAGAAGGUGGAGAAGGUGUUGGUGGUGAUGGAUCUUUUCAUGAACCAUCAGAAAAGAUGUUUAUUGUAUUUUGGUCACAUUGUAUUGAUUUUUUUGAUGAUGUUAGAUGUUUUUCAUUUUUACCUAGUUCAUCAACUGAGUAUAGGUUGUUUUCGGAAGUAGUUCGCAGUGGAAAAAUGGCAUCUCCUCCCAAAUCCCCUCCUUCUACUCCCCCACCCCCUCCUUCUCUCCCAACCCCUUCUUCUCUCCCAACUCCUCCUUCUGAAGCACAAUUGGAUUCCCCUGAUUCAAGAUCAAGCCGUGGUAGAACUUCCGUUGUUCCUUUUACCUACUUUUCACGCAAAAUGCCUUGCGGAUACGGUGUUGGUGGUUCUGGAUCUUUACCAAAAAAGAUUCUGUUUUUACAUGUGAAUUUAUUUUUGAUUGUUUUUGUACUAGAAGGUGGAGAAGGUGGAGAAGGUGUUGGUGGUGAUGGAUCUUUUCAAGAACCAUCAGAAAAGUAUGGUGGUGAAUACAAAGUUUUACCUAGUUCAUCAACUGAGUAUAUGUUGUUUUCGGAAGUAGUUCGCAGUGGAAAAAUGGCAUCUCCUCCCAAAUCCCCUCCUGCUACUCUCCCACCCCUCCUUCUCUCCCAACCCCUUCUUCUCUCCCAACUCCUCCUUCUGAAGCACCAUUGGUAUGACCUGAUUAAUUGUUUUGAUAUUCCAAUAAUUUACAUUUGA
This is a messenger RNA of Vicia villosa (hairy vetch), 4278 nucleotides long. RefSeq lists its product as uncharacterized. The transcript has 17 exons. NCBI's taxonomy places the organism in Eukaryota, Viridiplantae, Streptophyta, Magnoliopsida, Fabales, Fabaceae. The record is from RefSeq and is a predicted model, not a curated record. The coding region runs from base 1 to 4278 and encodes 1425 amino acids.